AUGAAUAGCAAGAUGAAGGAGAAGAGUGAAGCGGUGUUGGACAUGUCACCGACAUCAACGGUUGAAGGUGGUGUUGAGGAUAUCUACGGUGAAGAUCGUGCCACCGAGGAUCAACUCAUCACUCCAUGGACUUUCGUUGUUUCUAGUGGUUACAACUUGUUGAGGGAUCCGCGUUACAACAAAGGGCUCGCGUUCACGGAGAAGGAAAGAGAUGUUCAUUACUUGCGAGGCCUUCUUCCACCUGCGGUUAUACCCCAGGAACUUCAGGAGAGAAGACUUAUGCAGAGUCUUCGCGGAUAUGAAGUCCCUUUGAAUAAAUAUGUUGCCCUGAUGGAACUAGAGGAGAGAAAUGAAAGGUUGUUUUACAAGCUUCUUAUCGAUAAUGUAGAAGAGUUGCUUCCGAUUGUCUAUACUCCAACUGUUGGUGAGGCUUGCCAAAAAUAUGGAAGCAUUUUUAAGCGUCCGCAGGGUUUAUACAUCAGUUUGAAAGAAAAAGGAAGGAUCCUUGAGGUAUUGAAAAACUGGCCUGAAAGGAAAAUACAAGUUAUUGUCGUUACCGAUGGUGAAAGAAUUCUUGGACUUGGAGAUCUCGGCUGCCAGGGAAUGGGUAUACCAGUAGGGAAAUUGGCUUUGUAUACUGCACUCGGAGGAGUCAGACCUUCAGCGUGUUUGCCUAUAACAAUUGAUGUGGGAACAAAUAAUGAGCAACUAUUGAAAGACGAAUUCUACAUUGGACUCAGACAAAAGAGAGCUACUGGGAAGGAAUACUACGACUUUCUUGAUGAAUUCAUGAAGGCUGUGAAGCAAAACUACGGUGAAAAAGUUCUUGUACAGUAUGAAGAUUUUGCGAAUCACAACGCUUUUGAGCUGUUGGCGAAAUAUGGUACCGCACAUUUGGUAUUCAAUGAUGAUAUACAGGGGACAGCUGCUGUGGUACUUGCGGGGCUUGUUGCAUCGCUUAAGCUGCUCGGAGGGUCCUUAGCUGAUCAUACAUUCUUGUUCUUCGGUGCUGGAGAAGCUGGAACUGGCAUAGCAGAACUCAUAGCACUUGCGAUCUCAAAGAAGACAAACGCUCCUGUGGAGGAAGCGCGUAAAAAUAUCUGGCUCGUGGACUCAAAGGGUUUAAUUGUAAACGCUCGAAAGGAAUCACUUCAAGCUCACAAGAAAUCUUGCGCACAUGAACACGAACCUGUCAACAAUCUCCUUGACACUGUUAAGGCCAUUAAGCCAGCUGCCAUAAUCGGAACGUCUGGAGUUGGACAAACAUUUACUAAGGAAGUGAUUGAGGCUAUGGCCUCCAUUAACAAGAGACCUCUCAUUAUGGCUCUCUCAAACCCGACUGCACAAUCCGAAUGCACUGCUGAAGAAGCUUAUACUUGGAGUGAGGGUCGAGCCGUCUUUGCAAGUGGAAGUCCCUUUCCUCCAGUAGAGUACAAUAACAAACUCCACAUUCCUAGCCAGGCAAACAAUUGUUACAUAUUCCCAGGAUUUGGUUUUGGCUUGGUCAUGGCUGGCGCUAUCCGUGUGCACAACGACAUGCUUUUAGCAGCUUCGGAAGCGUUGGCCAGUCAAGUAACUGAAGAACAUUAUGGCAAGGGGAUGAUUUACCCUCCAUUUGGUAAUAUCAGAAAAAUCUCAGCUCAUAUUGCUGCUAAUGUUGCUGCUAAAGCGUAUGAACUCGGCAUUGCGACACGUCUGCCUCAGCCUGCAGAUUUGUUGAAGUAUGCUGAGAGUUGCAUGUAUACUCCGAAUUAUCGCAGCUAUCGCUGA
Messenger RNA from Solanum verrucosum, 1770 nucleotides. RefSeq names its product NADP-dependent malic enzyme. Gene Ontology annotation, cellular component: chloroplast. Lineage: Eukaryota; Viridiplantae; Streptophyta; Magnoliopsida; Solanales; Solanaceae. The record is from RefSeq and is a predicted model, not a curated record. Gene Ontology annotation, biological process: pyruvate metabolic process; malate metabolic process. Bases 1 to 1770 code for a protein of 589 amino acids. The transcript has 19 exons. Gene Ontology annotation, molecular function: malate dehydrogenase (decarboxylating) (NADP+) activity; NAD binding; malate dehydrogenase (decarboxylating) (NAD+) activity.